Drosophila ficusphila is the source of this 2225-nucleotide messenger RNA. It is a transcript of the gene muc, whose product is annotated as dihydrolipoyllysine-residue acetyltransferase component of pyruvate dehydrogenase complex, mitochondrial. Bases 212 to 1744 code for a protein of 510 amino acids. The record is from RefSeq and is a predicted model, not a curated record. Gene Ontology annotation, molecular function: dihydrolipoyllysine-residue acetyltransferase activity. Gene Ontology annotation, cellular component: pyruvate dehydrogenase complex. Gene Ontology annotation, biological process: pyruvate decarboxylation to acetyl-CoA. NCBI's taxonomy places the organism in Eukaryota, Metazoa, Arthropoda, Insecta, Diptera, Drosophilidae. The transcript has 7 exons.
CAUUUUUUGGCGUUCCGGCUGCGUUCACACUGACCUCCUAAAGGUUAUCGGCAUAACAAUUUUUUGUAAAUUCUCGACUUUGCCGUUAUUCGACUCGUUGCACUUGUCAAAAUUCCAAUUCUCGCGCCGAAAGACCUACGACAUCCACGCGCGCCACCACAUCAGGAUUUGGAUCACGAUUCCACCGGGAGACUAACGAGAAAGGACGAAAAUGCUGCGCUCCCUUGCAACGACACGAAACGAAAUUGGGGCCCUUCGCUCCGUGCUCCUGCGAUCGAAUAACGCCACCUGUAUCCGCCGAUCGGCCGGUAAUGUUGGAGUGCGCGCCCUCAGUUGCCAGCUGAUCAACUCCCGGAAUCUCCAGAAUAUUAGAUCCAAACUGAGCCAGCCGAAAACUCCGGCCGUAUGGAGCUACAAUUUUGCCCGCGCUUAUGCCAGCCUUCCGGAACACAUCAGGGUUCCCCUGCCCGCCCUCUCGCCCACCAUGGAGCGCGGCUCGAUUGUCAGCUGGGAGAAGAAGGAGGGCGACCAACUCAACGAAGGUGAUCUGCUGUGCGAGAUCGAAACGGACAAGGCCACCAUGGGCUUCGAGACGCCCGAGGAGGGUUACCUGGCCAAGAUCCUCAUCCAGGGUGGCACCAAGGACGUGCCCGUUGGCCAGCUGCUGUGCAUUAUUGUACCGGAUCAGGGAAGCGUGGCGGCAUUCGCGGACUUCAAGGACGACGGAGCCGGCGCACCAGCACCAGCAGCUGCACCGGCCGCCGCUCCAGCGCCAGCAGCUGCGGCAGCGCCACCACCGCCAGCUCCCGCUGCUCCAGUUGUAGCUGCACCCGCCCCAGCUCCAGCCGCUGCUCCAGCUGCAGCAGGUACGGGCCGCGUGUACGCCAGUCCGAUGGCCAAGCGACUAGCCGAGGCACAACAGCUGCGUCUACAAGGCAAGGGCAGUGGAGUCCAUGGCUCAAUUAAAUCUGGUGAUCUUGCAGGCCAAGCGGCAGCCAAGCCAGCUGCUGCGGCGGCACCUGCCAAGGGUCCCAAGGCGGCCGGAGCCCGCUACGAGGACAUCCCGGUGACCAACAUGCGGGCGGUGAUCGCCAAGCGCCUGCUGGAGUCCAAGACCCAACUGCCACACUACUACGUCACCGUAGAAUGCCAAGUGGACAAGCUCUUGAAGUUCCGCGCUAAGGUGAACAAAAAGUACGAGAAGCAGGGCGCCCGCGUCUCCGUGAACGACUUCAUCAUCAAGGCCGUCGCCAUUGCCAGCUUGAAGGUGCCCGAGGCGAACUCCGCCUGGAUGGGCACAGUCAUCCGGCAGUACGACGAUGUCGAUGUUUCGGUGGCCGUCUCCACAGACAAGGGCCUGAUCACCCCGAUUGUCUUCAAUGCCGACCGCAAGGGUGUCCUGGAGAUCUCCAAGGAUGUCAAAGCGCUGGCAGGCAAGGCGCGCGACAACAAGCUGCAGCCCCACGAGUUCCAGGGUGGCACCAUCUCGGUGUCCAACUUGGGCAUGUUCGGUGUGAACCAAUUUGCUGCCGUUAUCAACCCCCCACAAUCGUGCAUCCUGGCCAUUGGCACCACAACGAAAAAGCUGGUUGUGGAUCCUGACAGUCCCAAGGGUUUCAAGGAGGUCAACGUGCUGACCGUCACCCUCAGUGCUGAUCAUCGUGUGGUGGAUGGAGCUGUUGCUGCCAGGUGGCUGCAGCACUUCCGCGACUACAUGGAGGAUCCGUCCAAUAUGGUAUUGUAAGCGGACAGGCACGACCCAUCACAUUUAGAGACUCCAACGAAAACAAAAAGCUAACAAAUUAAGCCACCUCUCUUUAAGCGAGGAGUUUCGGUCAACAUAAAAUACGUGAAAGUGCGGAUUCUAUUCGGUGUUACAUAUGUAAAGUUUUAAAAUUGGAUUUGAAUCAUCCCACUUUCUUACAUAUUUACGUAUAUAUAUAUAUAUAUAAAUUUAUUUGUGUAAUAUUUGAUGUAGUUAAUGCUGGUGUAUGGUCACCAUCGUUGCCAUGAUUGUAGAAAAACACACAAAAUACUUGAAUGAUAUUCGAAUUAACUCACUCACAGAGCUGUAAAUUUCCGUUUGAUAUGCAAAACAUUUUGUAUGCUUUGUUCGCAUAUGUUGACCAUGAUCGAGUAUGAAAAUGGAAGUAGUUGAAAGUCCAAAGACGCGUUGAAUAAACCUAAAACACACUCACAUGAACUAGCCAAUUCAUAAAAAAUAA